CCUUUUACUUUUAUUUAGUGACAUUUCUUAUUUAAAAUAUAUUUAUGGUAUUGUGAGUGUAUUGCUGGUUACUAAAGUACUAAUUCUGGGUUAGAGAGCUAGAAGAGCGAGUUCACUGCUUUCUCUAUUGCACUGCACUCGCUUUAAAGUAAGCCAGAGAAUGGCCCAAGAUAUCAUCAGAUAUCAUCAAAUGCAUCAGAUAUCAUCAAAUAUUCAUGAAAAUGAAAAUAACGUCAUUAAAAUAAAAGCUGAAAGUGAAAUAUUUAUAAUAUUCCAUUACUAAAAGGUGUGUAGUAAUAGAGGAAGUGCAAAAAAAAAAAAAAAAUCUACAAAGGAUUGUGAAUUUAAUUGAAAAGACACAAGUUUGUGUCAGUUCUGGCAAACAAACUAUUCACAGCAAUUAUCUAUUUAUUUACAUAUUUAUCAGUGACUCUGUAAUUACUAAUAAUAAAGUAUCUCAUACAAACCUAGUGUUUGUUUAUAUUAUUUGUGUAGGGUGAGGGUCUUAUAAAAUUUCAGCAGCCUGUAGAAUACACUUUUAUUAUAUUAUUGCUGGAAAUAAUGUAAUAAAAAAUUCUGCAGAGAUGAAAACUCCAAAACUCACAAAUUUUUUGUGGCUGCGUACCUGUCAGACCUGGUUUACCUCAGCUGCAGGUGACUAGAUGAACAAACUGUGAGUUAGUAACUUAUGUAAUGAGUACAUGACUUAUGAGUCAGUCAGAUUGCACAAAACAAAGUGCACUAAAGUAUCUAUGAGAAUCUACGCUCCAGAAAAUAUCUACUCUUGAGGAUGUCCUUGGUUGUCAUUUUAUUCAGUAAAAACAUGUACAUUCUGCUAAAGUGUUGAAAACAAUGAGUGUGGUUAUACUCUGUUAUAGUACACCAUACAACUAAUGCUAUAUCUUAUGUAAGAAAUAAAAAAGAAACAUGACAGGACAUGUUGUUAUAGGACAGUAAUCAACAUGUAAUGCCAUUAACAUGACACAAUAAGUGAAAAACAAUAAGUCUGGUUAUACGCUUUGGUAUACUCUUUGUCCUGAACAUUAUCCUUGAACAAGUUGUAAUAUAUGUAAUAUAUGUACAGUGAACUGUUCUGUUACUUUCGGAAGAAAUAUUCUCCAGAGCUAAUGUAUAAUUACUAACAAUAAAUUAUCUCAUGCGAACCUAGUUUUUUACAUUAUUUGUGUGAGGCGAGAUUUCAACAGCCGGUAGAAUGCACUUUUAUUAUAUUAUAAGCACACUGUAGUAAUUAUUCUAUUAUUAUUUGUAUUAAAUAUGUGGUUGUCUGGAAAAACGUGUGGGAUGUUGCUGCAGAUGAAUUCUGGAAAGCAGCCCAAAAAAAAAAGAAAAAAUCUGGGUUUGAACAAAACAUUGUCAAAAUGAGCAGACUAUAUGAUAUAAAAGAAUCCAGUGUAAUUGAUGAGGAAAUGCUGCAAAAGGCAGUCGAGGAGCAGGGACCUCAAGAGCAGGCUGGACUUAUAGCCAAAGCAGAGGGCUUAAAGUACGACAAAGUGACUCAACUGUGCCUGGACUACAGAAACAUCUUAAAGAUAGACCAUCUAUGGCAGUUCACGUCUCUAACCAAGCUUCAACUCGACAAUAAUAUCAUUGAGAAGAUUCAAGGAUUAGAAAAGCUCACUAACCUGGUAUGGCUUGACUUGUCCUUCAAUAACAUUGAGGUGAUUGAAGGGUUGGAUACACUCGUGAAACUUCAGGACCUGAGUUUGUUCAACAAUCGCAUUUCUGUAAUAGAGAACAUGGAUGCACUGCAAAACCUGCAUAUCGUCUCACUUGGUAACAAUUUAAUCUCGCAGCUUGACAAUGUAAUAUACUUAAGAAAGUUUCAGAACCUGCGCACACUUGACCUUUCUGGAAAUCCAGUCUGCAAAGACGAAAACUACAAAUUUUUUGUGGCUGCGUACCUGUCAGACCUGGUUUACCUCGACUACAGGCUACUAGAUGAACAAACUCGAGAAAAGGCACAGUACCAGUAUCAGAGUGCAAUUGAGAAGAUAAAACACAAUGAACUGCAGGAGCAAAAGGCAACAGAGGCUCAGAAAAAUAAGGAACAAGAUCUUCAGCUGCAUAAGGAUGCAUUUGUGGAAUAUUUGAACGGGUCUCAUCUAUUUGACAGCAUGUUUGCGGAUGAUGUUGAGGCGUCUAAGUUGGCACACCUUCCUGAAGUUGCUACACUACUGGAAUCAUACCGGACACAGUUGGAGGCAUUAUGUAUGCAGAUUUUUGAAGCAGGUUUAACACAGCACACACAAAGGCAGAAUGAGGUAGAAUGCUUCUUCACUUGUUUCCAAAAGGCCAUGGCUGACAAUCAGCAGAGAGGAGCUCAAAUAGUGGCUGACUUUGAGAGAGCCAGGAGACAGGUGAUGGCUGAGAUGCAGCAGGCAGCAGACCACAGUUUGUUAAAGGUCAGAGUCAGAAAUGAGAUCAUGCAGAUUCGUGACACUCUCCUGACUCUGGAGCUGCAACUAGUGGCACAGUUAGAGGACAUCAUUAAAGACUUUGAGAGAAACAUCACAGACAUGGUUGGAGGGUUUGCCGAAUAUGUGCAAAGCAUAUUUGCUCAGUGUCGAGAUCUGGAGAACCACCAUCAUGAGAAAGUGCUCGACAUUGCUGUGGCAACACUGGACAGAGUGGCUAAGAAUGAGCUGGAGGAGGACUUGCCUGAUGACGUGCACUUGCUCUUUGUGGACAAAGACACGAUGAUCAGCACAGUCAACGCGUCACAUGACACGCACCUGCUGAAGAUUGACAACAGAGAAGAUGAGCUCUUGACACAGCUCAACGGCUGGAAGAGUGCACUAAUGAAGUCGAUACAUGAUGACGAGGUUAAAAGGAAUCGCAAACGCAUCUCAGAAAUCCAUAAAUAUGUUGAUUAUACUUGGGACCAGCUGGAGGAGACACUGUUGCCUGAUUUCCAGUAGUAGGAGCAGAGCAGGACUGGGACAAAAAAUCAGGCUGGGAGUCUCACACCCACCCAGGCCAAUGCAUUUUGAGACCACGGACCACCUACUGUACACUCACUAACCAGUUUCUUAGGAACCUCUGUACAUCUGCUCAUUCAUGCAAAUAUCUAAUCAGCCAAUCAUGAGGCAGCAGCUCAAUGCAGAAAAUCAUGUAGGCAUGGGCCAUCAUUACAUAGUGUUAGGUACGUGUUUGCAGAUCAAACUGACCUGCACUUGAAGUUACUUAAAAGUGUCUGUUAUUUCUAUUAUUAUUAUUGUUAUUAUUAUUAUUAAAUGUCUCUUGGAGGACUUUAUGUUUUCGUGUCUUUUUCCUCUCUGCUCCAUCUGAAUGCUACUUGUCCAGUCUUCAGUGAAUCAACACUGCUUUCUGUUUCCCAUUGCUUUUAUUUACACAAGCUGAACGGAUGAUAUUAGCCUUAUUGGUGGGUCACUUGAAUGAAAUGGGUUUAAAAUGUUCUAUCCUAAAGUCUAGUCUAAUAAAAAAUAGAAAAACAAGUUUAAACAAAACAAGCGUAAAUAAUAUCAGCUUAAAUCUAACUGCAAGUUUUAAACUAGGAUAAGUGCUAUUAAUAUAAUGGGUUUUGUGGGUUUAAAUUGAGAAUAAAAACAAUAAUGGAAAUGUGUGAAAAGUUGGAAUAUAUUUUCUUUGGAUUUGUUUAUUU
Molecule: messenger RNA, 3643 nt
Organism: Pangasianodon hypophthalmus (striped catfish)
Lineage: Eukaryota; Metazoa; Chordata; Actinopteri; Siluriformes; Pangasiidae
Gene: drc3
Product: dynein regulatory complex subunit 3
Exons: 13
Coding region: 1380-2939 (519 amino acids)
Molecular function (GO): protein binding
Source: RefSeq, a predicted model, not a curated record